Molecule: messenger RNA, 306 nt
Organism: Fusarium tjaetaba
Lineage: Eukaryota; Fungi; Ascomycota; Sordariomycetes; Hypocreales; Nectriaceae
Exons: 2
Coding region: 1-306 (101 amino acids)
Source: RefSeq, a predicted model, not a curated record
AUGCAUUUCUACCAGCUCAUCGCCGCAGCCGCCCUCUUCACCCAGGGCACCUUGGCCGUCGGUAUCAAAACCUACACUGGCCGUGAUUGCACCGGCACUGAACAGACUCUCACUUCCUACAAGGAGAACGGAUUCGGACCAGGCAACGGGCAGAGAAUUGCCUUCUAUGCUCAGCCCAGCUGCUCUCAGGAGUCGUUCAUCUAUGAUACGUACUCUAACAAUGGAGAUUAUUUCCACUCAAAGCAGUGCUAUAAUAUCAAUGGACACUCCCUUGUCCAGUAUGCCCAGGGCGCCAAGCUCUAUUAG